Aspergillus ochraceoroseus IBT 24754 is the source of this 1374-nucleotide messenger RNA. Its product is annotated as putative cell surface receptor/MFS transporter (FLVCR). Lineage: Eukaryota; Fungi; Ascomycota; Eurotiomycetes; Eurotiales; Aspergillaceae. Gene Ontology annotation, cellular component: membrane. The record is from RefSeq and is a predicted model, not a curated record. Gene Ontology annotation, biological process: transmembrane transport. Bases 1 to 1374 code for a protein of 457 amino acids. Gene Ontology annotation, molecular function: transmembrane transporter activity. The transcript is spliced from 5 exons.
AUGGUCUCCAAGCACUCUGACCUCCCUUCUGCUCCUGUCGAGUUGUCUCCCUCGGGACCGGUCUACAAGGUCUACAAACGGCGGUUUUGGGGUUUAGCGCAGCUGGUGCUGUUGAAUAUCAUCGUGAGCUGGGACUGGUUGACCUUCUCCGCCGUCUCAACAACAGCAUCACAAUACUUUGGAGUGUCUGAGAAUGCCAUUAAUUGGACGAGCAUAGGCUAUCUCUUCGCCUUCUGUGUCGCUAGUCCUGUUGUGAUGUUCACUCUCAACAAAGGCGGUCCCAAACCGGCCAUCAUGGUCACUUCCUCUCUCCUGCUGGUGGGCAACUGGGUCCGUUACGCAGGGACCAAGGCGCAGGGAGGUGGCAUGUUCGGAGUCGUCAUGUUCGGUCAGGUCCUGAUCGGCCUGGCACAGCCGUUCUGUCUCACUGCUCCAACCCGGUACAGUGACCUGUGGUUCUCGGACCAGGGACGAACCAGUGCAACGGCCGUAGCGACUCUCGCUAACCCACUGGGAGCUGCGCUGGGACAAUUGAUCAAUUCGUUCUGGGCGAGCGAGCCAUCGCAGAUUCCCGACCUGGUCUUGUGGAUCGCAGUAAUGGCAACUAUCGCAUCCAUUCCCUCAUUCUUCAUCCCCUCCCACCCGCCAACCCCCGCCAGCGCCUCCUCCCUAACCAGCAAACCCCCGCUCCUCCCAGCCCUAACGCAAAUGCUCCAAACGCCCGAGUUCUGGCUCAUCCUCACCCCCUUCGGCGUGUACGUCGGCUUCUUCAACAGCGUCUCCUCCCUGCUCACCCAGAUCCUCUCCCCCUACGGCUUCAGCGAAACCCAGGCCGGAAUCGCCGGCGGCAUCCUCAUCAUCGUCGGCCUGCUCUCCUCGGCGAUUCUCUCCCCGUUCAUCGACCGCUCCAAACACUACCUGGGCACCAUUCGCGUCCUCGUCCCCUUGGUCGGGAUCGCCUACAUCGCCCUGGUUUUCGCCCCCUCCAGCCCCGCGGGCAUCGCGCCCUCCUAUGUCAUCUGCGCCCUGCUCGGGGCUUCCUCGUUCGCCCUCCUCCCCGUCGUCCUCGAGUACCUCGUGGAAAUCACCUAUCCCUUUUCCCCCGAGAUCGGGACCACCAUGUGCUGGGCCCUGGGCCAGUUCCUUGGCGCCGUCUUUGUUCUUGUCCAGGAUGCCUUGAAGGCCUCGGCGUCGGGUGAUCCGCCCCAGAAUAUGCGCCACGCUUUGGUGUUCUCUGCCGUUGUUGCUUGUGUCGCGGCCCCGUUUCCCCUGUGCAUUGGGUUGUUUGGGAGGCGUGUCUCGCGGCGGAGGUUGGAUGUGGAUCGGGGCUUGGAUUUGGAUGGUCAGAGUUGUGCGCAAGUGUUGAUUGAUUGA